Lytechinus variegatus (green sea urchin) is the source of this 2833-nucleotide messenger RNA. Its product is annotated as branched-chain-amino-acid aminotransferase, cytosolic-like. Lineage: Eukaryota; Metazoa; Echinodermata; Echinoidea; Temnopleuroida; Toxopneustidae. The record is from RefSeq and is a predicted model, not a curated record. Gene Ontology annotation, cellular component: mitochondrion. Gene Ontology annotation, molecular function: branched-chain-amino-acid:2-oxoglutarate transaminase activity. Bases 86 to 1351 code for a protein of 421 amino acids. Gene Ontology annotation, biological process: L-leucine biosynthetic process; L-valine biosynthetic process. The transcript has 10 exons.
GUUUACUUUCUCUGUAACGAAUAUACUGCGUCGACAACGUCAACAAAUUCUUUAAAACCGGAGAAAUCGCUUUGUAUCACUGAAAAUGGCCUUUUCCAGUAUGAUCAAAUAUAUCGGAAAAUCUGGCAGACAGAUCUUACACCUGACACCGGGAAAGACGGCUGUUCCAGUAUGUUCUGUACGAUGUAUUCACUCCAAUCACGACAGCUUCAAGUAUUCUGAGGUCCAGCUGGAGCAUGCCAAGGUGCUGAAGCCCAAGCCUGACCCAAACAACCUCCUCUUCGGUCACAACAUGAGUGACCACAUGCUGACUGUUCCCUGGACCGAGAGGGACGGCUGGAGUACCCCUCGCAUCACCCCGCUCAAGAACCUCUCGCUCCACCCGGCAUGCUCUGUCUUUCACUAUGCAAUCUGUCUUUUUGAAGGGAUGAAGGCUUAUAAGGGAGAGGAUGGUAAGAUCCGUUUCUUCAGACCGUACGAGAACAUGGAACGAAUGAACAACAGUGCAGAGAGAGCUGCAUUGCCGAGAUUCAGUGGUGAGGAAAUGAUUCGAUGUAUGGCUAGGCUUGUUCAAACUGACAGGGACUGGGUUCCAGAUAGUAGGACCAGUUCUCUUUACAUGAGGCCCACAUUUAUCGGAACUGAGCCCACACUCGGUGUAAACUACCCCAAGCAUGCUCUCCUCUACUGCAUUGUGGGACCGGUCGGACCUUACUUCGAGACGGGUACAUUUAACCCUGUGACGCUCUAUGCCGAUACCAUGCACAUCAGGGCGUGGCACGGAGGCGUCGGCUACGCCAAGAUGGGAAGCAACUAUGCUCCAACCAUCAAACCCCAACACGACGCCGAGGCCAAGGGCUGUCAGCAGAUCCUCUGGCUCUACGGCGACGAACACUACCUCACCGAGGUGGGCACCAUGAACAUCUUCCUCUACUGGUACAACGACGCCGGAGAGAAGGAGCUGAUCACCCCUCCCCUCGAUGGUACCAUCCUACCGGGGGUCACCAGGCGUAGCUUGCUGGAUCUUGCCAGGGAAUGGAAUGAAUUCAAGGUGACCGAGCGCAGGGUUGCUAUGGAUGAAUUUCAGAAGGCACUCUCUGAGAAAAGGAUAAUUGAGUUCUUUGGUGCUGGUACAGCUUGCGUAGUUUGUCCGAUCGGGAAGAUCUUAUUCAAGGGGGAUAUGAUGGACAUCCCAACCAUGGAUAAUGGGGCGGAGCUUUGCAAGAGAUUCUACAAUACACUUAUGGAUAUUCAGUACGGAAGGGUCAGUCACCCGUGGGCCGUGGAGAUCGACGAACUCAUCGACCUCGAGCUCAGCGACGAGGAGACGAUUAGCAGCUCGGCCAACUGAACAUUACCCGUCUUCACCCACAGAGUUCAUUGACCUGCAAGGUCAAAGGUCAUAUGUCAUCAAGAGGAGGUCAUGCCCUUGCCAGAGAUGAACGUUUGUAUAUUAACCGAUUUCACCCCUCCUCCAACACCUUGUUAUCUAAAGUGCUUCAUGUUCAGUCAAAGUGUGUUCACAUGUACAGAAAACUGCUGAAGCAUGAAAUGCCUCCAGCAGUGAACUCCAGCUGUAUUUAUACUACGUAUGAACGCCCCUUCGAAGAUUGCCUAAUGUAUCAUAAUAGUGGCUUGGUUGUGCAAUCUCAUAAUAUAUUUAUUUUUAUCUUCCCUCUUUGUAUUCAUGACUCUUAUUUGUUUUUAUUGGUAACAUGGUCGACUCGUCCAGCUUUUUAGCCGGGCUACUCAAACCAGCUGAUUUCAUUUUUAAGUCAUAUCUUACUUUGCAUAGUGGUUCUGUAAUAUUUCUGUUAUUCAUAUUAUGUAAUUUAUGAAUCAUCUGUUUGUCGGUUGAAAUUGGUAAUAAUGAUUCAUUUUGUGCUGUCAGAGCAAUGAAGCAGUAAUAUAAAAUAUCUGUUUGUCCCUGUUCACACUAACCUUUUUAUGAGUACUCUGGUUAUCUUCCGCUUAGUCUGUAUGCAUUAUUCGAAUUCAAGUAAAGUGUACAAAUAUUAAAUUUGGGUGUGAAAGGGGGGUUGGAUUGAAAUGGUCAUAUGGAUGACCAUUUCGCACUGAACUUAUUAAUUUGUUUCCAGAUAGUGUUAGUGUGGCAGGGCAGCUAGCAUAUACUGCAUGGGUGGUGUAUCGUAUAAUUACCAUUAUUUUUAGACUACUUUUUUUUCUUGUGGUUCACGCUUUUAAUUGGCUUCAUAUCACUUCGUAUUGGGGGAAAAUUAUGGUUACCGGUAACUGAAUGUCGGCAGAAAGAAGGUGAGAUGGUUGGAUCCCCAGAAGGUUGACUGAAGCAUUGCAAACUUGUCUGCAUUUCUGCAGUGCGAAAGAGGUUGUAUUAGUGUCGGGGAAAUCGUAUUUUGGAAAUAGUAUUUUGUACAUAAAACCUGAAAUAGCAAUAAUGUAUUACGUAAAGACACCCGGGGCCGUUUCAUAAAGCUGCUGGUAAGUUAAGAGCAACUUUAAGAAUGACUGUUGAACCUUUCACCAAUGAACCAUCACCAAUGAAUAUUUCUUUCGUGCUAAACCAUCACCAAUGAACAUUUUGGUGUAUACCAUUUACCAUAAGAAGGGAUCCCCAAUCGUUGUUCAGUCACUCUUAACUUAAGAACAGUUUCAUGAAAUACCCAUCCGUGCCCUGUAUCAUGAAGCAUAACGAUUGAUUGUAGGGCUGAAGUUUCUGAUUGAUCAUACACAAUUGUGAAUGCAAUCAAGUGUAUAAAUCGGCCUUAUGAUCAAACGCUAAGCUUUAUGUUACCGAGCCCUGGGCCCCAUCUUAGAAAGAGUUGCAAUUGAUGCGAUCAAUCACAACUAUGGA